Molecule: messenger RNA, 1438 nt
Organism: Athalia rosae (coleseed sawfly)
Lineage: Eukaryota; Metazoa; Arthropoda; Insecta; Hymenoptera; Athaliidae
Product: protein KTI12 homolog
Exons: 5
Coding region: 583-1431 (282 amino acids)
Source: RefSeq, a predicted model, not a curated record
AAAAAUUAGAAAACAAUUAGGAAUGAAUCUCGGAUGGUCUAACUCUGGUUAAUAAUUUGGAAAUGAGGGAAAAAACUGAAAUAAUUCGGGAAAAAUGGGGAACAGCAGGGAAAAACGAUAAAAUAAUAAAGACUCACAAAAAUAAACUGUGUAGUAUUCUCCUGUAUUUUUUGAGCAUCAACACACGAUUCUUACAUUCAGAAAUUGAAGUCAUCGAGAUCCUUAAAUUUUCUAGCUUCUUUAAGCAAUAAAUUAGCGGUAACUUGAUUAAUUUUAUAAAUAAAUUAAUUUAAUCAACACGUUUGGAAUCCUGAGCUGGAAAAUCGUAAGAAUACCAAAAAUCAAUUCUAAUUUUUUGCUUCAAAAUCAAAAAUAACCAUAGGAUACAUGUGGUGUAAGUGUUUUUGCAAUUAGAAAGCCUUUAAGAUUAGAUAUCUUUAAAUCAAACCUCAAAUUAAAAGAAUUGUCUCAAUUUCCGUGGUACAAAACGGGCACGCGCUAGAGUGUACCCAUCAUUUCAGGUUAUCUUUACAUAAAAGGCUUCCGGUGAAUUUAGCACAGGCACUAUGACCUGAUCUCUUAAUGCUCAAACUCAUUCCCAGGAAUAUGCCGUUAAUUGUAAUAACAGGAAUACCUUCGAGUGGUAAGUCUAGGAGAACCUUGGAACUAAAAGAAUUUUUCGAAAAAGUUCACCGUAAGAAAGUUGAAAUCAUCCACGAAAUGGACGCAAUAGUCAAAGCUGGUUACACAAAAAACACUUUCUAUGCUGAUUCUCGAAAAGAAAAAGGCAUUCGCAGUGAUUUGAAGUCUGAGGUUCAGCGACGCCUGAAUCCAAAUGACCUAUUGAUAUUAGAUGGAAGUAACUAUAUCAAAGGAUACCGUUAUGAAAUAUACUGCAUGUCUAAACUUUACAAAACUCCACAAUGUACCAUACAUUGUGAUCUACCAAUCGAACAUGCCUGGAUGUUGAAUGAAGAACAGCCAGAGACACAACAAUACAGCAGAGAGAUAUUCGAUGCUCUAGUCACAAGAUAUGAGAUACCAGAUAGCAGAAAUCGUUGGGAUUCACCUUUGUUUGCAGUUAUGCCUGAAGAUGAACUAAAAUUUCAAGAGAUUUACAAUUCAUUAUACAAUGUAAAGGCACCUAAACCUAACAUGAGCACUCAAUGUGCUCCUCUUUCAUCGACCAACUAUCUGUACGAACUGGACAAAAUUACGCAAGAAGUUGUUAGCGCUAUGUUAACGGCAAAAACAAUGGGUAUUGAAACGAACAUAAAAAUUCCUGGGUACGGUUUGACGGUCAAUUGUUCUGGCACAGGCCCACAGCUGACAAGACUCAGAAGGCAAUUUUUAACAUACAGUAAAAUGCAACAAACCGAGCAAAGUCAGAUAGCACCAUUAUUUGUACAGUACUUGAAUAAAAGUUUAUAAAACAUGA